This is a messenger RNA of Chrysochloris asiatica (Cape golden mole), 1657 nucleotides long. It is a transcript of the gene PKNOX2, whose product is annotated as PBX/knotted 1 homeobox 2. The transcript is spliced from 9 exons. Gene Ontology annotation, molecular function: DNA-binding transcription factor activity, RNA polymerase II-specific; RNA polymerase II cis-regulatory region sequence-specific DNA binding. The record is from RefSeq and is a predicted model, not a curated record. Gene Ontology annotation, biological process: regulation of transcription by RNA polymerase II. NCBI's taxonomy places the organism in Eukaryota, Metazoa, Chordata, Mammalia, Afrosoricida, Chrysochloridae. The coding region runs from base 74 to 1300 and encodes 408 amino acids.
UCCUCCAUGUGAAUCAAUCCCAUGAUGCAACAUGCCUCCCCAGCCCCAGCUCUGACGAUGAUGACCACGCAGAAUGUCCCUCCCCCACCCUACCAAGACAGCCCACAGGCACCCUCUUUUCCCGCUCCUGACGCUGCUGUUUGAGAAAUGUGAACAGGCCACCCAAGGCUCUGAGUGCAUCACCUCUGCCAGCUUUGAUGUGGACAUCGAGAACUUUGUCCACCAACAGGAACAGGAGCACAAACCCUUCUUCAGCGAUGACCCAGAACUGGACAAUCUGAUGGUGAAGGCAAUUCAGGUGCUGAGAAUCCACCUGCUGGAGUUGGAGAAAGUCAAUGAACUCUGCAAGGAUUUUUGUAACCGUUAUAUCACCUGCCUCAAAACCAAGAUGCACAGUGAUAACCUGCUCAGGAAUGACCUUGGGGGGCCCUACUCCCCUAACCAACCCUCCAUAAACCUACACUCACAGGACCUCCUGCAGAAUUCUCCCAAUUCCCUGUCUGGAGUCUCCAAUAACCCCCAGGGGAUUGUGGUCCCAGCCUCAGCGCUCCAGCAAGGCAACAUCGCCAUGACAACUGUCAACUCACAAGUUGUGUCAGGUGGAGCCUUAUACCAGCCGGUUACCAUGGUAACCUCCCAGGGUCAGGUGGUCACCCAAGCAAUCCCCCAGGGAGCCAUCCAGAUCCAGAAUACACAGGUUAACCUUGACCUCACCUCCCUCCUGGACAAUGAGGAUAAGAAGUCCAAGAACAAACGAGGAGUCUUACCCAAGCAUGCCACCAAUAUAAUGCGUUCUUGGCUCUUCCAACAUCUCAUGCACCCCUAUCCAACGGAGGAUGAGAAGAGGCAGAUUGCAGCCCAGACAAACCUCACCCUCCUGCAAGUAAAUAACUGGUUCAUCAAUGCCCGGAGGCGUAUCCUGCAGCCUAUGCUUGAUGCCAGCAACCCAGACCCUGCUCCCAAAGCCAAGAAGAUCAAGUCACAGCACCGACCCACCCAAAGAUUCUGGCCCAACUCCAUUGCUGCAGGGGUGCUGCAGCAGCAGGGUGGUGCCCCAGGAACAAACCCCGAUGGUUCCAUCAACUUGGACAACCUACAGUCCCUGUCCUCAGACAAUGCCACGAUGGCAAUGCAGCAGGCCAUGAUGGCUGCACACGAUGACUCACUAGAUGGGACAGAAGAGGAGGAUGAGGAUGAGAUAGAAGAAGAGGAAGAGGAGGAUCUGGAGGAGGAGGCAGAUGAGCUGCAGACAACAAAUGUCAGCGACCUGGGCUUGGAACACAGUGACUCCCUGGAGUAGUUGGGCAGCCCAGACGGCACUGAUCACAAGCAGGAGAGGAGUGUCGUCAGGGUUUCAGAGGGGUGGGGGAGGGACAGGAAGCACUGAAGGAAGUUGGGCCCUAGCCUCCCACAAUCAGCAGCUUGAAGAAAUUCAGGAGACACCCUACUCCUUCCCAACCACCAAGUUUCAAUGAGUACCCCAGCCCUACUUUCCUAGAACUGCCAAGGACUUCAUUUCACAGGGCCAGUCAAACAGCACAUAUGGAGAGACAGGAGUGAGAUGUGGACUCACCCAAUCCCGGAGAACAAAGGGCACCUGUGGCCAUCCCAUUGAAGGACUUGAGUUGUAUACAAGCCUUGUACUGUGAGGCAGAUU